This is a messenger RNA of Prorocentrum cordatum, 1035 nucleotides long. The record is from the annotation of a GenBank genome assembly. Lineage: Eukaryota; Dinophyceae; Prorocentrales; Prorocentraceae.
AUGUCGCCUGGAGGCUCGGACGAGAUCUCUAACGAGGUGCAGGACUUCAUUAAGAAAUGGGACCUCGAGCGUUUCGAGAGCCGCCUCAUCGACAGCUUGCGGAAACGCAGCGGCACCUGGAGGGAGGACCUGGAGUCGCUGGACCGGACCCUUCAGGACGCCCGGUCACCUCCGGCGCUGCUGUCGGUGAAGCUCCGGGAGAUGGAGGAGGGAACGUUCGAGCAGAAGGGUGGUCACAACAUGUGCAACGACUUUCUGAAGGGAACCUGUGACCGCGGAGAACGUUGCCGGUUCUCUCACGGCGACUCUGGCGGCGGCGGCCGCGGAGGCGGCAGUUGGGGCGACCGAGGCGGCGAGAAGGGCGGUGGAGGCGGCAGCUGGGGCAAAGGCGGCGGCGGCGGAAGCUCACUCGAGGGUUGGAUGCAGAGGGAGAUCGCGGACCUGGUGAAGAAGUAUUCCCUGGACGACAGGCUGGAGAGGCGCCUGGCGGAGAGGAUGCAGUCUCGAGAAAACACGUUCAGGGAAGACAUGCAGAGCUUGGACGAGAUCCUGGCUGGAGCCCGCAACCCGCCUGGGCUGCUGUCAGUCAAGCUCCGAGAGAUGGAGGACGGCACUUUCGCCCCCAAAGGCGGAGGCAAGGGCGGCGGCGGGCGCGACUACGGCGGCGGCUUCGGCGGCGGGCGCGACUUCGGCGGCGGGCGCGACUUCCGCGGCGGAGGCGAUGGCGGCAAGGGCGGCAGCGGGGGUGGCGGAAUGAGCUCUGCGCGGAAGCGCGAGCUCUUCGGCAGCGGUUCUGCGUCCCCCGUGAGGAAGAAGGACAAGAAAGAUUCCAGGGGCCGCUCGCGAAGCAGGAGGAGAAAGGACGAGAGCAAGUCGAGGUCGCGAAAGAGGCGCAGCCGAUCGCGCUCGCGUAAGAAGAAGAAAGACAAGGGCAAGGAUAAGGACAAGGAAUCGGAUAGCCGCUCGCGCUCGCGCAAGAAGGACAAGGAGAAGGGCAAAGACAAGGAAAAAGACCGUGACCGCGACAGGGACAAG